Messenger RNA from Trichoderma virens Gv29-8, 3126 nucleotides. RefSeq names its product glycoside hydrolase family 2 protein. Gene Ontology annotation, cellular component: beta-galactosidase complex. Bases 1 to 3126 code for a protein of 1041 amino acids. The transcript has 4 exons. Lineage: Eukaryota; Fungi; Ascomycota; Sordariomycetes; Hypocreales; Hypocreaceae. Gene Ontology annotation, molecular function: carbohydrate binding; beta-galactosidase activity. Gene Ontology annotation, biological process: lactose catabolic process. The record is from RefSeq and is a predicted model, not a curated record.
AUGGCUAAUUCGUUCCCUUCAUACAAGCCAGACUGGUGUAAUCUACAAGUCCUGCACAAAAAUACUCUACCACCAAGAGCUUCCUUUUUCAACUACUCCACAGUCGAAAAAGCCCUGACUUAUGAUGUGGCAGCAUCAGAGACACUUUGCCUAAAUGGUGUCUGGAAGUUCCAUCACGCGCCCUCUCCAUUUGAAUCCCCAAAGGACUUCAUAUCUCCGUCUUUUGAUGCAUGCGAAUGGCAAGAUAUUCCAGUUCCGUCAAUGUGGCAAUUGGAAGGCUAUUCAAAUCCGCAAUACCUGAACAUCAAAUAUGGCAUUCCAGUGGACCAACCAAAUGUGCCGUUUGAGGGAAAUCAAACCGGAAGCUACAUUCGCAAGUUCACCCUACCUCAAACCUACAGGGACCAUCAACUGCGCCUUCGGUUUGAAGGAGUUGAUUCUGCAUUUCACUGCUGGGUGAAUGGCAACGAGGUUGGAUACUCCCAAGGGGCAAGGAACCCUUCAGAAUUCGAUAUUACCGACUUUCUCAAGCACAAUGCGGAAAACACCAUUUGUGUUAAGGUCUAUCAAUACUGUGAUGGUACUUACCUCGAAAAUCAAGAUCAAUGGCGAUUGUCGGGAAUAUUUCGAGAUGUCAACAUCUUGGCCUUCCCAAACUGCCAAAUUCAAAAUUUUCGCGUCUUGACCGAGUUCGACAACGAUUACAAAGAUGCAGUCCUGCUCUUGGAAGUGGAUACGAAAGGGACAGGAAGCUUGCUUGUGACACUAUACGACGAAGAUAAAACCACCGUCGUGGCCAGCGAGUCACAUCCUGUUGUGGGGGGAAGUGAAAAAAUCAAGUUUUCUGUUCCUGUUCAAUCGCCAAAGCACUGGACAGCAGAGACUCCCCAGCUAUACCAUUUAGUUCUCCGCUUUGGGAGCCAGACGAUAGCGCAACGAGUUGGCUUCCGCAAGGUCGAAAUAAAAAAAGGAUUAAUUCUGAUCAACGGGAAACGGGUCGUGUUCCGGGGCGCGAAUCGACAUGAGCACCACCCCCGCAUGGGUCGCGCUGUCCCUUUGGACCUUCUUCGCCAUGAUUUGUUGAUGAUGAAGCGGCAUAAUCUAAACUCCAUCCGCACCUGUCACCAACCAAGUGACCCCAGGCUCUAUGACCUUGCUGAUGAGCUAGGGCUAUGGGUCAUGGACGAAGCAGAUCUUGAAUGUCACGGAUACGACGUCGUUCAGCAACGCAGUCUAUCCCGUACCGAACGGAUGUUGGAUCCACAAGAGCGGCAGGAACUCUCCUAUCUAAGAGCCGGAAGAUGGCUGUCGCACAACGUCGACUGGCAAGAGGCAUACGUCGACCGGGCACGGCAGAUGGUGUGCAGAGAUGUAAAUCACCCGUCUGUCGUGUUGUGGUCUCUUGGAAACGAAGCAUUCCAGGGUCGCAAUUUCCAGGCUAUGUACGACUGGAUCAAGUCCUAUGAUCCAAGCCGCCCUGUUCAUUACGAAGGGGACUCUGACGCACGGAUUGUCGAUGUGGUCUCCAUGAUGUAUCCCUCUUUAAGCAAAGUGCAGAAUUUUGCUGAGAACUGGGAUGGGAAGAAGCCGUUGCUACUCUGUGAGUUCGUCCACGCCAUGGGCAAUGGUCCUGGAAACAUCAGGGAAUACAUAGACUUGUUCCAUAUGUACCCGUGCCUUCAGGGUGGAUGGAUUUGGGAGUGGGCAAACCAUGGCCUUUGCACCAAGACUUAUGAUGGUGUAGAGUUCUACGGCUAUGGCGGGGAUUUCGGAGAGACGCUUCACGAUGGACAUUACAAUAUGGAUGGAGUCCUGGAUUCGGAGCAUCAACCGGGACCUGCGCUCCUCGAGUACCAAAAAGCACUGGAGCCAGUGCAACUUGUCGAAGGAUCCAAGCUCGAUUCAGUGCGGAUCGUCAACCGCUACGACUUCAUCGACCUUGGGCACUUGAAAUGCGCAUACAAAAUCGUCGGGGAUGGAUUCUCAGCAGCGGGGACACCAUUAAUGCUCCCACACGUCCCCCCAGGGGAGACAGCCCUGAUCUCUCUUCCUGCACUGCCUCUUGACAAACUUUCGAAAAACAAGGACAGUUUUUUGGAGAUUUCAUUUGCUCACAAACACGACUCACCAUGGUGUAAAACGGGGGAUGAAGUAGCUUGGUUCCAGUUACCGAUUGCAGUCAACUCUCCCUCUCCGAAGGACAAACCUAUGAUGACGGAGGAACCGGCAGUUACAAUCGAAAGAAUUGGACAAAUCGCUCUCGAAAUUACAUCUCCCGAAGCCAGUUGGACAUUUGACCUUGUGAGGGGUCGAAUCGAGGCUUGGUCAACCAGUUCUACCAACAUCCUCCGCCGUGGUCCGGAAAUAUCUAUUUAUCGCGCCCCUACUGACAAUGAUAUAUCCGCGGGUAGGGACUGGGAAGAGAAGGAAGUCAAGCAUGCGAAACCGCAUACUCGUCAUGUCACAUGGACCACAGCUGCCUCGGACGGGACUGCACAGAUUCGGUGCGUUCAGCGGCUUGCUCCCGUCGCCCUUGAGUGGUCCUUCGAGACAAUCACCUCAUACACAUUCAUUGGAGCCCGCGUCACCAUCCAUGUUACGGGAGAUCCCCGAGGCCUCAAUCUCCCCAAGACAUUGCCUCGUUUAGGCCUUACUUUAUCGCUGGCGCCCGAAUUUACCUCUGCAACAUGGUUUGGUCGCGGACCUGGCGAGAGCUACAGAGACAAGAAACAUGCACAGAGGUUUGGUCGAUUCUCAUGCGCCAUCGAUAAGCUGGCACCGAAAUACGAGUACCCUCAGGAGUCGGGAAACCAUACUGAAACACGCUGGGUCGAAUUCAAGGCACCUGAUACGGGAGUCAGCCUGAGAGCAAGUUUUGUCAAUCGACCCGAUGGGUUCGACUUCCAAGCCUCGCAUUUCGAUGCCCUUGAUGUUGAAAAGGCACGCCAUAUGUAUGAACUGGAGAGUUACAGGCGCGAUGAGGUGAUUGUUAGACUUGAUGCCGAGCAUCACGGACUAGGGAGUGAAAGCUGCGGACCGCCCACGUUGCCUAAGUACGCUCUCAGGACCGCCGCGUUUCACUUUGCUGUUGUGCUCGAUUGUCGCGAUUUGGGCUCAACCAAAUGA